Clupea harengus (Atlantic herring) is the source of this 2171-nucleotide messenger RNA. It is a transcript of the gene rcan1b, whose product is annotated as regulator of calcineurin 1b. The record is from RefSeq and is a predicted model, not a curated record. Gene Ontology annotation, biological process: calcium-mediated signaling. Gene Ontology annotation, cellular component: cytoplasm; nucleus. Gene Ontology annotation, molecular function: nucleic acid binding; calcium-dependent protein serine/threonine phosphatase regulator activity. NCBI's taxonomy places the organism in Eukaryota, Metazoa, Chordata, Actinopteri, Clupeiformes, Clupeidae.
GCCAAAAGGGGGCAUCAUAUGCCAACAUAGCCCAGUGCAGCUCUACAUAUUUGGCCUUAUUUAUAUAGGCUGAUGCUCUAAUGACAGUGUCAGGUACGAUUGCGAUAGGCCUAUCGCGAAUGUUUUGGACAUACUUCGCAAACUCAGCAAACCGGCAAAAUCUAGCUGCUUUGCAUUGAGGGUACCAUGCGCUGUGACAGCUAACUGACAGCGCAAAACGCGGAAACAGGAAUAGCGCAAGCCACCAGCUGCUUCGUCUCUGACACCGCCUGUCAAAACAAAAACGUCAUCUUCUGGAGGCAACCAUAGAGUAUUGCUGUAGCCUACCUUGUCGCGGACAAGUAAUGAUAAUAUGUCACAUUACAAACGGGUUGACCUUAUUUAGUGUACUUCACGGUGACCGGUAUGCUACUACUGGUGUUUAGCUGUCCCGCGUCAGCAGUUGCCCUGUUGCGUAGGUUCGGUGAUGGCAACUAACUCCCGUCUGUAAUCAUUAUUUAAUCAGCUUGUUUAUACGUUCGAGAGCGGGAUAGCAUCAAGGAGUGAUUGUUUGUUCGCCAGUAAUGCAGCAAUCGGAAAACAGAGCAGGGGAGGCUGCGGUAGAGCUUACCGACCUUCCCAACGCGCUUAUUGCAUGUAAAGUACUGGAGGAUGUCUUCAAUGACGAUCAUUUGAAGACACAGUUUGAAGCCCUGUUCCUGGCCUUCGAUGCCAGCACAACGUUCCAGUUCUUCAAGAGUUUCCGGCGUGUGCGCGUCAACUUCACAGAGGCCCUUGCCGCGGCGGAGGCUCGUGAGAAGCUGCACAAGAGCGUCUUCAACGGCAAAGAGAUGCGUCUGUACUUCGCUCAGUCAGUGCUCAUCGGCAGCCCCAGCCUGCAUCCUCCCAAACCAGAGAAGCAGUUCCUCAUCUCCCCCCCAGCGUCUCCUCCAGUGGGCUGGCAACAGGCUCCAGACGCCCAGCCCCUCAUCAACUACGACCUGCUGAGUGCCAUGUCCAAACUAGGGCCAGGGGAGCAGUAUGAGCUCCACACCGGCACCCCCACCACCCCCGCCGUGAUUGUCCACGUGUGCGAGGCCGAGCAGGACAGCUCUGAGGGCGAGGGCGAAGCCGACGGCGGCGAGGGGGGGAAACGCGCCCGCCCCAAAAUCAUCCAGACCCGCCGCCCCGACUUCACCCCCACCGUCACACAAUGAGAAGGCUCCGGGAGUUUUUUUUUUUUAAGCCUGAGGCGGUGACCCCGGAAGUUGCAGUCUUUGUCAUCCCAAACACCAGGGGGCGCUGAAGUGCGACAGCCUGCCUACACACAUCAGAGCAGAGACGCCAGCAGCACUUCCUCAUCUCAAAACAUGCUUUUUUUUUUUCAUCUCCCUCUAGCAUACGCAGAGGACCGGAGAUCCGUUGCAUCUGGGAUAUGGUCAUAACGUCGUAACUGUUUGUUUGUUUUUAAAAAAAAACACAGCAGAUGUUGUCUCUUUUUUUUGUCUUUGUUCUGUUUGUGAUUCAGGACAACAGUGAGAGGGAAGAGGGGGGACUGUAAAAGCUGUUGCUCUGGGGCACAAUGCCUUUCUCCUGUGCUGAUUACAGCUCUGCGCUCUGACAGGUGUAUGAGCAGUUGUGUUAACUGGUGUAAAAUACUGUCUUUGUGUUCCGUGGAUGAUUGUCUCUUGCAUUGUACAGCCUCUCAUGGUUAUGGGGAGGCUUGCCGUAUUUGCCACUAUGAUCUCUGUGUCGUCUGUAAUGUAAAAAAAAACUAAAAAUACAACUUUAUCAUCUCUGACUCAACGUAGCUCUGUGUUGUCGUCUCCAAAAGAGUCUGAUUGGUUCUGUCCUGUCGAGAUUACCACAGACUUGUGUGAGUCUAAAAGCAUGGUGCACUUUAAGAGGGAAGCCUUAACCUAUACUACGCUACUUAGACAACUCAAAUAGCUAGAACUGCGCACAAAUAGAUAGGAGAUGAAUAGGUGAUUCAUCAAGACUUGUCCUACCAAACCUGAUGGGAGUACAAUAGUAUACUUGGCAAUGUUGAAUUAAUGGGUGGGUUCAUUUUACAUAAGUGGUAAGAACAGCAUUAUGUAGCUCUUUUUGAUGUGCUAGGAACUUCAUUUUGAAUAAAGAUAUCUUGCUCGUAAGCAUUGGGUUUCAACCUAAAUAAAAUUAUCUAUACCAAA